Messenger RNA from Jaminaea rosea, 2364 nucleotides. RefSeq lists its product as hypothetical. The transcript has 3 exons. Lineage: Eukaryota; Fungi; Basidiomycota; Exobasidiomycetes; Microstromatales. Gene Ontology annotation, biological process: negative regulation of silent mating-type cassette heterochromatin formation; negative regulation of rDNA heterochromatin formation. The record is from RefSeq and is a predicted model, not a curated record. The coding region runs from base 1 to 2364 and encodes 787 amino acids. Gene Ontology annotation, cellular component: Rpd3L complex; Rpd3L-Expanded complex.
AUGACGAGCAGAACAGCAGCAGCAGCAGCAGCAGCAGCAGCAGCGACAACGGCGAGCACCUCGGCCUCGUCUUCUUCGCCAGAGGACGAAGCAUCGGGCUCAACCUCACGCAUCAAAACUCCACUCAUAGACGAAGAAGGUGGCACGCGCCGCUCACGCUCAGCACGAUCAGCAGCCAAGAAUGAGGCCGACGAUUCCGGCGCUACUACAAAGCAGGAGGAGACAGAGGACGCAGCUGCCUUGUCCGCUCUCGACGACGGCGAAGCUGCACCUGGCGAGUCUUCGCAGCAGCAGCAGCAGCGCAGGCAACGUAGCUCGUCGAUGAAGGAGCUUGCGGGAUUGGGGUUGGCCAAUCUGGGCGACGGGGAGGCCCUGGCCCCGCGCAGAUCCAAGAGGGCCGCUCCUACUUCUCCUGGCGCAGAGACUGGCGUGGAGGCGAGUGUAAGCGCGGCGAAUACGGGCGCAGCGAAUGCGAGCGCAGCAAAUACGAGCUUGCCUGCUGUUGAAGAGCCCGCAGAGGGACAAGAAGGAGAAGAGGGCGAGGAGGGGGACAUCGAAGGGGUGACGCGCUGUGUCUGCGGCAGUUCAGACGAGAAUGUCGGCCUCAUGAUCCAGUGCGAGACCUGCCGUUGCUGGCAACAUUGCGUCUGCAUGGGCAUGAAUACGGAGGAGGACUGUCCAGACGUCUACUACUGCGAGCAGUGCAGGCCAGAGCUGCACAUCGGCCUGCUCCGUCUGCUCGGCUUCCUACCCGCCAAGCCCUCUUCCUCUUCCUCCUCGUCCAACGGCGGCAAGAAGGGAUCCAAGUCGCACAACAGCAAGAACCCGGGCAGGGACUCGGCGCGCGAGCUCCGCGAGGCCAAGGCGGCCGUCGCGCUAUUAGCGCAGCAGAAUGCAGAGCGUCGCAGGCUGGGAGGAGAGCCCAUUGUGGCCAAUACGGCGCGUGGGACUGGCGGAGACGCUCUGGACGAGGCUGCGGCUGCUGCGGGGGGUGAAGCGCGAGGGGAGGGGCGUGGAAGGAGUAGCCCGAAGCGUCGCUCCACGAUGAACUCGCGCGACUCGAUGUACGGCGGGUGGGAAGCUCUGCCACCUGGACUGCUGAACGAGGACGAGGUGUGGGACGCGGACGAUGCGGCGGGCAGGAAGAGGAAGCGUGGCGGUGCCAAACAAGAGGGAUCGUCCACCUCGCUCUCACACUCCCGCUCACCUACACCAGAGGCAGGCAACACCGAGCAUGGCAAGCGUCGUCGCAUGUCGUCGAGUCGCGCCGCAGACGAGGGCGGCGCAGAGUCAAGUCAGGGUACGCGUAGGGGCAAUACCGCAGCCACGGGAUCGGGCAAGGGCAAGGCAGCAGGCGAAGUCCCAUCAGCCAAACCGAAACAGCCAAACCAAUACACCUACCGCAAGGAGCGCGCAGCUUUAGCAGCAGCAGCAGCCGUUGCGAACGGGAAUCGCCCUUCUUCCCCGACGCCUUCGCCGAGCAAGAGCGGGCGAAGGGCGGUGGGCGCGGGGGCAGGAGGAUCAACGCUACGCGAAGGGACGGGCAGUCGAGCUGGCACUCCCUCCUUGUCCUCCUCCCACGCUGGCGCAGGUGCAGGGCUGAGCAAGACGAACACCUCGUGGGGUCUCCCCGACCAUCUCUCUCACUUAGCGCAUCUCCUCCCCUCCCCGCACCCAGAACCGCUGAGCGUGCAACUCCCCUCGACCAAGGGCCUCCCGCACUCGCACGACAAUAAUGGUAGCGCGACCCGUCCCUCCCCGCACGCAUUUACGCUCCUCGACUUGCCGGAACAGCCGACGAAGGUGCGCUUCCCGGGGAAGAGGAUGACGAUGGGUGAGAUGAGGAAGCGCGUACGCGGGAUCAGCGAUUAUAUCACGCGUACGCAGCUGGAGGCACUGGAGAGGGGGAAGAGGAUGAAGAUGCUGGGCAUCGAGGCGGGGGGGAGUAGGAGUGGCAGUGGCAGCGCCAGUAGCUCCAAGCGGGAUUCCCCUGCUGGUGCGGCGGCGGCGGCGGCGGCGGGCAAGGAUACGGUAGCUGGUGGGGAGAGGAGCGGCAGCGCUGCUGAGGUUGCACAGAAUGGUGAGGCAGCUCCAGGUACUACGCCGACUCCGCAGUCUGGAGAUAACGGCAGCAACUCCAACGGCAACGCCAGCAGCGUCGAUCCGCCCUCAAUGCGUCUUCUCGACGACUUGACGCGCGAGCUGAUUGCCUUCCAGCAGAAGUACGGGAUGCUUCCCGGUGGUGGGGGUGGCGGCGGUGGGGGGGGCACUGCGCAUGUACCAUUGCCAGCUGUGGUGGCGGUACGGGAGGAGUCGCAGCAGGGUCAACAGGAGAAUGCAGUGGCCGCAGCAGCAGCUUCUUAG